This is a messenger RNA of Mercenaria mercenaria, 3588 nucleotides long. Its product is annotated as carbohydrate sulfotransferase 14-like. NCBI's taxonomy places the organism in Eukaryota, Metazoa, Mollusca, Bivalvia, Venerida, Veneridae. The transcript is spliced from 4 exons. Gene Ontology annotation, molecular function: sulfotransferase activity. The coding region runs from base 1 to 1293 and encodes 430 amino acids. Gene Ontology annotation, biological process: carbohydrate biosynthetic process. The record is from RefSeq and is a predicted model, not a curated record. Gene Ontology annotation, cellular component: membrane.
AUGACCCGAGAGCAUGAACAUGAAUCUUCAUUAGUUGAACAAACUACGCUAACACGUACAUCAGAAAUAACCGUUAGAUUGAGCGGGUUCCAUUUGAAAGACAGACUGCAAUUAUUUGUUGUGUUGCUGGGUGUAUCAUUCCUGAUCUUCAUGACAAAUCAGACAGACUUGAAUGAACCGCUCAUUCCAGAGACUCAAACAACAGGUCAUUGUUCCAUGAACAAACAGAUCAGUUAUUCAGUUGAAGACGUUAUAAAGGACAGAAGAAAGAGAGUAGACGAUGUAUGCGCACGCAUCGGAAGUGUGUCCAAUAAAACAACGGAAGUAUCCGGUAUAAUGGCGGCAAACUUGUCUUACUGUGUAGUGCAGAAAGCAGGAUGUACCAUGUGGAUAAGGCUGUUCAAGUUCAUGGAAGGGCAGAAUUUCGAGACCGGAAACCCGAUGACGCUGACAAAAGAUUUGAUUCAUAACAAAGGUUCAAAAUAUUAUAAGAAAUUUAAGCAAACUGGCGAUGACGCUAGCUUUAUUUCACAUUCGGUUAGAUCUAUGACCGUUCGAAACCCAUAUACUCGACUGUGGUCAGCUUUUAUUGACAAAUUCUUGCUACCUGACUUUUGGCUAUCAAAAGGAAAACAUAUAAUAAGAAUGAUACGUAAAAAUCCGAAGCCACUGUCAACCAAAUGUGGACAUGAUGUCACUUUUCCGGAAUUCAUUCAAUACGUUAUAACAAUCGGACAUCAAUUGACAUACUGGAACCAGGACAAACAUUGGCUACCGGCUAGUGACAUCUGUGAUCCAUGUGUCUUUUACCCUCAUAUAAUUGGUAAACAGGAAUCCUUCAUGGAUGACAUGAAAUACACCCUGAAACAUGUAAAAUUAGAUUAUAUGUUACCUAAAAUAACGUCAGUUGAUCCGACAGAAUUUGAAAUAAAAGAUGAAAUAGACUACAGCUUUAAGAUAUUCUCGCGUGUUAAGAAAUGUAUAGAUAUUUAUGAACUGUGCAAAAGAAUAUGGACGGCAUUUAUUUUUAAUGGUUACCUCCCCUCAGAAGAAGCUUUCCCAACAAAUAUUGAUAAAAAUAGUUUGAACAUAGACUCAUUUUAUGAGCUUGUCAAAGGCGUGAGAACGAAAUAUAAUAUUACCAAGGCGGACAUCAAAGUAAAACGAAAACAUGCACUGACAACAGCGUACAAACAGAUUUCAAAGAAACACAUGGAAGACCUGAAAUCUUUGUACAAAAUGGACUUUGAACUUUUUGACUAUGAAUCUGAACCUGCCUUUCUAGACGAAUGAUACAUGUACAGCGAGGACGAGGAAGACCGCAAGCCAAUUGGCAUUUUAUGUAAAUAACAAAGGCCAGUAGGUUGAUAUGGGAUAUUUUCUAUCCGAGAAAGGUUUUAACACCCGAGGCACUAGCCUUGUGACUUAUUAUUCUCUGGAUGUUGCCAAUAUUCCACACCACAGAAUAGCGUUAGUUGCUUUAUCAUAUCGUAAAUCAUAUCCUGAGACAUUUCCCAAACGAAUUAAAACAGCAAUUCUGGUACGGGACUUUUAUCACUGAGCAGUUAUCUUGUUAUACAUGAAAUUGGAACAGAAAUAUGUAGAAAAAGGUAAGAAGAGAGACACUGCUUAUUAUAAUAAAACACAGCAAGAUGAGGCCUGAACUGAAGUAACACGCUGUGCCAUAUUCAUACACGGAUAAUGAUAUCAUUCCUAGAAAAGUGUCACUUAUUUUAUGCAUAAAAUGUUUUGAUCCUAAAUUGUUUUAAGACGUCAAUUUAAGUUUUGUUAACGUUAAUUGGUGCGAUCGUUGGUGAUAUUUUAACCAGGUUUUCAUAAAGACAGGUUAUUAUAUUGGCGAAUGUCGUAGGGAGACCAGGAGGCAGGCGGUAACUUUUGGUUUCAGUUCCAUCACUUGAGUAAGGGGUGACCGACAGCAGUGAAACUCGGUUUUUAGGUAGCUUGGAUAGAGACAGAGGUUUUGAUUACAUAAGACGUCAGUAGAAUCAAUGCCAAGGUUAAUGUUCCUUAAAAAUGUUCCUUAAAAUAGAAAAAACCGGUUUCAUCCCAGUCAUUUAAGUUGGCACUGAUGUAUUGAAAUUAAACUUGGCCUAUAGGUAGUUUUUUUUUAAAAAAUACUAAUGUUGGGAUUUUAUAUGGGGUCAGUUGGGUCAAGUUCAAGGCAAGCAUAACUUAAUUAAUCUGCAUACUUAGAAAAUUUCUCUAUGGCGCAGUAGUCUUGAGCGUUGGGUCAAAGUUUCCUUUAAUGGUGUGUAACAGAUGGAUCGCAGUUUAAAUCUCAGGCCUUACUUUUUGUGAUAAGUCAUUUUGAUGCCAUUGGGUCAAGUUCGCGGUCACAGUUACUAAAAUAGUUUUGUUAUUGUGAUCAUGAAAAAUGUGAUUUCCAGUUUACAACUUUUGUGCAGUCGUACUUUCUGUUAGCAAACUUGGUGUAUAGCAAAUAGCGAUGGAUUGUAUUCUGGGCCACUGUUACUAAACAUAGAAAAUGGCUUCCACUCAGUAUCUUUAGUUUGGGUACACCAGUUGUAAGCAAACAUGGUGUAAAGCUUUUAUCAAACACAAUAGUUUGGAAUGUUUUAAGGGGUCACUCAGGUCCAGGUCAAAGUCACUGUUAUUGAAAAUAAAAGAAUGAUUUCCGCUAGAAAAAGUUAGAGAAAACUUAAUUAAUCUGUAUACUUUAAAGUUAUUCUGUGUCGCAGUGGGCUAAAGCGUUGGUCUGUUGUACCUUUUGUAAUGUUUAAGAGAGGGGUCUCGGUUCAAAUCCUGGGCCUGGCCUAACUUCUUUUUCGCAAUGAACUGUCGAGGUCAAAAGUACUAUUUUUUUCUACUGUGAUCAACAGAAAGGCUGUUUCUGGUUUAUAACUUUAGUAAGGAUUGACUUACUGGCACCAAACCUGAUGUAUAGCAAGCUAAUAUGAAGAACUGGCUUUGGGUUGUAUUUUGAGUUUCUGUUACUAAAAAUAAAAAAAAUAGUUUCCGCUCAAUGUCUUUAGUUAGGGUAUAUCUUAUGUCAGCAAAAUUUAUGUGAAUGUAACCUUUGGUGGUCACUCUGGUCAAUGCAACUGUUACUGAAAAUAGAAAAUACGAUUCCGCUCAAUAACUAGAUCAAUCUGCAUACGUUGAAGCCUUGGUCUAGUGUGUAUAUGAUCUUGCUGUAUGAACGAGCCACGGUUCUAACUCACUUUUUGUACUAGAAAAGAAUAGUUAAGAUGCUACAGGAUCAAGGUCAAACUAAUGAUCUUGAGUCAGGAAUGAUCUAUGGCAUUGACACAUCUAAUUGUGGUAUAGCUCAACUUCUGAUGCAGUUAGAUAUAUACAACAGAAAAAACAAAACAUGGCCUUUUCCCCGUGGAAUUUACACGUUUGUUUUAUCAUAUUAUUAUGAGAUAGAAUCUGCUAUACUUUGUUGUUAAGUAAUUUUCUUUUUUUGUGCAAUAAAGCUAAUAUUGCAUUUUUUUUCUACAUCACAUAUACAUUUAGAAUUAUUGUUGGUUAAACAAAUGUUUGUCUAAAAUGUAAUAAAAUCUUUAUGGAGAUAAUUUGGAAGCGUGUGAUUUGUCUUUCCUG